This is a messenger RNA of Nelumbo nucifera (sacred lotus), 2161 nucleotides long. Its product is annotated as transcription initiation factor TFIID subunit 6. Gene Ontology annotation, biological process: transcription initiation at RNA polymerase II promoter; RNA polymerase II preinitiation complex assembly. The record is from RefSeq and is a predicted model, not a curated record. NCBI's taxonomy places the organism in Eukaryota, Viridiplantae, Streptophyta, Magnoliopsida, Proteales, Nelumbonaceae. Gene Ontology annotation, molecular function: RNA polymerase II general transcription initiation factor activity; protein heterodimerization activity; transcription coactivator activity. Gene Ontology annotation, cellular component: transcription factor TFIID complex; SLIK (SAGA-like) complex; SAGA complex.
CCCCCUACGCUUGACUUAUCGGGUUGCUUGAUCAUUUUUACCCCGAUCCGAAUAAACAUCUCUCAGACGCGAUCUGGGAGCCCUUUCGAAACCCUAACUCUCUAAUCCGACGACAGUGCUCUCCAGCUUCGACCUUCACCAUUGAUGAUCGAUCCCCUUUACACAGAACUUCCCUCCAAAAGCUGAAGAAGUAAAAAUGAGAAAUUGUAAUUUUUCUCUGUGAAGAGUUCCAAUCAGGCGAAAGUAGCCAUGGCCGAAUUGGAUUUGCCGCCAUGCCAAUCAUUUUAUCUUCGCUAAUGCAUAUACUGUAUUACAAUUUUGUUGACGAAGAGUCUCUGAAGAGCAACGAUGAGCAUCGUGCCGAAGGAGACGAUUGAAGUAAUUGCGCAGAGCAUCGGGAUUAACAACUUGUCUCCUGAUGUCGCACUCGCUCUUGCUCCCGAUGUCGAGUACCGUGUGCGCGAGAUCAUGCAGGAGGCUAUCAAGUGUAUGCGCCACUCCAAGAGAACUACUUUGACAGCGGACGAUGUGGACAGUGCACUUAGCUUAAGAAAUGUAGAGCCGAUUUAUGGGUUUGCCUCUGGAGAUCCUUUACGGUUCAAAAGAGCUGUUGGACACAAAGAUCUGUUCUACAUUGAUGACAAGGAUGUGGAGUUCAAAGAUGUGAUUGAUGCACCUCUGCCAAAAGCACCGCUUGAUACUGCUGUAGUGGCUCACUGGCUUGCUAUUGAAGGAGUACAACCAGCCAUUCCAGAAAAUGCUCCAGUAGAAGCACUUGUAGCUCCCUCAGAUAACAAAAAGCCUGAGCACAAAGAAGAUGGACUUCCUGUUGACAUAAAGCUACCUGUCAAGCAUGUAUUGUCCAGGGAGCUUCAGCUGUACUUUGAUAAAAUCACCGAGCUUACUGUUAAUAAAUCUGAUUCAGUCCUAUUUAAAGAAGCAUUACAGAGUUUGGCUACAGAUUCAGGACUUCAUCCUUUAGUUCCAUAUUUUACAUACUUCGUUGCUGAUGAGGUUACACGUGGUUUGAAUGAUUUCUCUCUCCUGUUUGCUUUGAUGCGCGUUGUCCGGAGCCUUCUCCAGAAUCCCCAUAUACACAUUGAACCUUAUCUACACCAAUUGAUGCCAUCUGUCAUUACCUGCCUUGUUGCCAAAAGGUUGGGGAAUAGGUUUUCUGACAAUCACUGGGAACUUAGAAACUUCACAGCUGACCUGGUUGCUUCAAUAUGCAAGAGAUUUGGGCAUGUUUACCACAAUCUGCAGCCACGUGUGACCAGGACUCUGCUUCAUGCCUUUUUGGACCCAACAAAAGCAUUGACUCAACAUUAUGGUGCCAUUCAAGGGCUCGCAGCACUUGGACCAAGUGUGGUACGCCUCCUAUUACUGCCAAAUCUAGAGCCAUAUCUACAACUUCUAGAGCCAGAAAUUCUACUUGAGAAACAAAAGAAUGAGAUGAAGAGGCAUGAAGCUUGGCGUGUCUAUGGGGCCCUGCAGUGUGCAGCAGGUAAAUGCAUGUAUGACCGUCUCAAGAUGUUCCCAGGUUUGCUGGCUCCACCUGCACGUGCAGUCUCAAGGACCAAUGGAAGAGUCAUAAUGACAACGCCAAACAAACGCAAGGCAGGAAAGGAUGACAUGAUGCAGCAACCACCCGUCAAGAAAAUCGCAACAGAUGGGCCAAUGGGCAUUGUACCUCCAAUCUCCUUGCCGGCAAACAUGCAAGGGACCGUUGAUGGAUUUCCUGCUGCUUCAGGGCAGUCCAAUUUGGGGCCAUCAUCAUCUGUACAAGUCACAAACGAUAGCAUUUCAGGCAGCAGCGGUAAGAGGGAGGACGAUGGCCGAGCAGCCAAGAUGUUAACUGUCCUCAGUCAGGCUUGGAAGGAGGAUGUGGAUGCUGGACAUCUGCUGGCUUCUCUUUUUGAGCUAUUUGGCGAGAGCAUGUUCUCCUUCACUCCUAGACCUGAGUUGUCUUUCUUCUUGUGAUCAAAUAAAUAUGGGUUGGAUUUUUGUAAAUGAUCAGUUAAAUAUGCUAAAUUUCAAGCUCUCUUAUGUAUUUUGUUGACGUUCUUGCUUGUAAUUCACAAAUACGUGAGAAGGUAUAUUCGACAGUUUACUCUGCAAAAUGGUUAAUUUUGGCUGGACCGGCUGUUGGUCUGUUUUGUUA